Messenger RNA from Owenia fusiformis, 2236 nucleotides. The record is from the annotation of a GenBank genome assembly. NCBI's taxonomy places the organism in Eukaryota, Metazoa, Annelida, Polychaeta, Sabellida, Oweniidae.
GGGGAAAUCAAUAAAGAGUGGAGUCAUUUAAAUCAGUUAAUCAAAUGAUAUAACAAUGCCAACGUGUAUUUCGAGAUGUGAGGUGAACAUCAAGCCGAAUCUCGUGACAUACUUCUCUACAUACAGACAUCAUUUCAUAUCAGUGAAUGCAAUUUUGUUGAGGCCAUCAGGAAUUAGUGAACGUGAAUUAGAAAAUAGAAAGGGUAAAAUAACAACAGAAAUUAGAAACAGUGAAAUACAAUCAGAAAAUAGAAACAGUGAAAUACCAUUAGAAAAGAUGGACAUACAAUCAGAAAUUACAAACAGUGCAAUACCAUCAGAAAUUGAAAAAAGUGAAAUAUCAUUAGAAAAUAGAUUUCCCGACUCACCACCGGAAACAACAAACAACGGAAUAUCAUCGAAAACAACAAACGGUGGAUUACCAUCAGAAACAACAAACAAUGGAUUAUCAUCGGAAACAACAAACAGCGAAUCAUCAUCGGAAAUGAUAAACAGUGGAUUACCAACGGAAACAACAAACAUCGGAAUAUCCUUGGAAAUGCUAAACAGAGAAAUACCACCAAAAGCUUUUAAAAGUGAAUUUUCGGAAUCAUCAUUCAAAGUUAACAAUGAAAUUCCACCAGAAAAUACUAUCAGUACUGUACAAUUGAUAACAAGUGAUCAGUUACAAGAAACCAGUUCCGAAUCAGAAACUGUAACACCAGUAAAUGAUACAAAACAGCUAGGAAUAAUGAAGAUUGUUGGUGACAAAGAUCAAGGUGCAGAUGCUGAUGUAACAUUUGGUGAAGACGAGGACGGAAACAGCGAACUACAUGUCAGCUCAGCUGGUGGUGAAUUCCACAAAGUUAAACAAAUUCUACAAAUGAAGGGAUCACAACAGUUCACAAGGCACACGAACCUGAAGAGGCAGACAGCUUUCAUAUACGCAGCAUAUCAGUCCAAUAAAUUACAAGAUGAGAGAAUUUUGUGCCCUAUAUUUUUACACCUUCUCCAAGCUGGUAUCGAUGGUCAACAGGAUUAUCUUGGUAACACUGCCUUGAACUACACUGCUCGCUACGGUCACACAACUCUGGUACGUUUGCUACUUGAAAAUGGAGGGAAACCGAGUUCAAGGAAUUUUUCUAACAGAACACCUUUACUUGAUGUGUUGGAUUUUUUAAUAUCCCAACCACGUAAACGGGAACAACUAACUGACAUUAUCAAACUUCUUGUGGCUAAAAUGGAGCCGAAUGACCUAGAUUGUAAAGAUAUUAAUGGAAUUGCAGCGCUUCAUAAGCUGGUACAAAGUGACAUGCCGAACGAGGUGAAGUUAGUACUAGAGUGUGGAGCUGAUCCUGAUAUACCUGACAAUAACCACAAUACUCCUCUGUUACUAGCCAUUGACCAUGGCGCCACUCUAUGUGCAAUGUACCUUAUCCAUGCAAAUUGCGAUAUCAACAAAAAAGGACGCAGUUUGUGCUUUCUGCGUAAGUCAAUGACACCUCUAGAGAGUGCAAUACGUGUCCAUUGCUUUGACAUCGCAAAAAUGCUGAUUUUGGAAAACUGUGAUAAGACAUUUUUACGUCAACUACUCAAAGCGCGUAAUCCAACAGGAAGACCGUGUAGGAAUCCUAUCAUAAAAGAAUUCAUGCUGUGGGUGCAGCAGCAUCUAGAACAACAGAACAUCCACCAUGCUGCUUCCUUACAGGAAAUCUGUAAAUCCAAGAUUCGGGGACAUUUCAGGGUGGGAGUGUAUAUGAAAACACGGAAACUACCUCUACCAAGGAUGUUACAGGACUUCAUACUAGAGAUGGACACAUAUGAUUGCGCUACAGUGUCAUCACAAAUCUGAUUCUAACACAAAUUGAUUCAAAGGUGGCUGUGUAAAAGGGUAGGGGGUCCUUUCAAAUUAUGGUCCUACUUUCCAGUGAUUUAUAUGGUAACCUAAAUACAACUCUCUCCCUUAUUGUCGUAUCCACAAUCAGGGACAGUAAGGGCCUUUAAAAAGGGGGACCAUAAUCCCUGGGGGACCAUAAUUUAUUUCACAUCGGGUUUGUCUAGCAGCAAUCAAGCUUGUAAACAUUAAACUAGCACACUGCUGCACAUACUUCUAGAAAAUAUGUUUGGUGGUAUUGAGAAAAUAAUGUGUAUUACAAUUUAGAUUGGAGUAUUUGUAAUCUCAUAACACAUGUUAUGCUAACUUGUGUGUUUCAAAUUUUUAAAAAAAAUUCAAUAAAUCAAAAAUAAGAAUGACUCG